UGCCAGAUCAGUUUGUCACCACCCAGGCUCCCUUGCCUUUGGCUGGGUGCAACUUCCAUUUUAGGUGUUGGAUCUGAGGGGGGAAAAAAAAGAGAGAGGGAGAGAGAGAGAAAGAAGAGCAGGAAAGAUCCUGAAAGGAGGAAGAGGUGGCGAAAAAUCAACUGCCGUGCUGGAUUUGUCUUUCUCAGCACCUUGGCGAAGCCUUGGGUUUCUUUCUUAAAGGACUGGUUUUUAGAACUCCACAUUUGAGGUACCUUGUUGGGUUGAAAAGGGACAGAAAGAAACAGCUCUCUCCUUCCUGCUUCCUCCUUGCUGUGGUGGCUGGGAUGCUUCUUCCAUGAUUUUUUGAAUCUAGACUGGGCUGUUAUCUGUGUUAAACCAAUCAGUUGCGACCUUCUCUUAACAGUGUGAAGUGAGGGGGUCUCUCUCCCUCCUUCUCCUUCCUCUGUGAUUCACCUUCCUUUUUACCCUGCCCUGCGGCGGCUCCGCCCCUUACCUUCAUGGACGACUCAGAGGUGGAGUCGACCGCCAGCAUCUUGGCCUCUGUGAAGGAACAAGAGGCCCAGUUUGAGAAGCUGACCCGGGCGCUGGAGGAGGAACGGCGCCACGUCUCGGCGCAGCUGGAACGCGUCCGGGUCUCACCACAAGAUGCCAACCCACUCAUGGCCAACGGCACACUCACCCGCCGGCAUCAGAACGGCCGGUUUGUGGGCGAUGCUGACCUUGAGAGACAGAAAUUUUCAGAUUUGAAACUCAACGGACCCCAGGAUCACAGUCACCUUCUAUAUAGCACCAUCCCCAGGAUGCAGGAGCCGGGGCAGAUCGUGGAGACCUACACAGAGGAGGAUCCUGAGGGAGCCAUGUCUGUAGUCUCUGUGGAGACCUCAGAUGAUGGGACCACUCGGCGCACAGAGACCACGGUCAAGAAAGUAGUGAAGACUGUGACAACACGGACAGUACAGCCAGUCGCUAUGGGACCAGAUGGGUUGCCUGUGGAUGCUUCGUCAGUUUCUAACAACUAUAUCCAGACUUUGGGUCGUGACUUCCGCAAGAAUGGCAAUGGGGGACCUGGUCCCUAUGUGGGGCAAGCUGGCACUGCUACCCUUCCUAGGAACUUCCACUACCCUCCUGAUGGUUAUAGCCGCCACUAUGAAGAUGGUUAUCCAGGUGGCAGUGAUAACUAUGGCAGUCUGUCCCGGGUGACCCGCAUUGAGGAGCGGUAUAGGCCCAGCAUGGAAGGCUACCGGGCACCUAGUAGACAGGAUGUGUAUGGGCCCCAACCCCAGGUUCGGGUAGGUGGGAGCAGCGUGGAUCUGCAUCGCUUUCAUCCAGAGCCUUAUGGGCUAGAGGAUGACCAGCGUAGUAUGGGCUAUGAUGACCUGGAUUAUGGUAUGAUGUCUGAUUAUGGCACUGCCCGUCGGACUGGGACACCCUCUGACCCUCGUCGGCGCCUCAGGAGCUAUGAAGACAUGAUUGGUGAGGAGGUGCCAUCGGAUCAAUACUACUGGGCUCCUUUGGCCCAGCAUGAGCGAGGAAGUUUAGCAAGCUUGGAUAGCCUGCGCAAAGGAGGGCCCCCACCUCCUAAUUGGAGACAGCCAGAGCUGCCAGAGGUGAUCGCCAUGCUUGGAUUCCGCUUGGAUGCUGUCAAGUCCAAUGCAGCUGCAUACCUGCAACACUUAUGCUACCGCAAUGACAAGGUGAAGACUGACGUGCGGAAGCUCAAGGGCAUCCCAGUAUUGGUGGGAUUGUUAGACCAUCCCAAAAAGGAAGUGCACCUUGGAGCCUGUGGAGCUCUCAAGAAUAUCUCUUUUGGACGUGACCAGGAUAACAAGAUUGCCAUAAAAAACUGUGAUGGUGUGCCUGCCCUUGUGCGAUUGCUUCGAAAGGCUCGUGAUAUGGACCUUACUGAAGUUAUUACUGGAACCCUGUGGAAUCUUUCAUCCCAUGACUCAAUCAAAAUGGAGAUUGUGGACCAUGCACUGCAUGCCUUGACAGAUGAAGUGAUCAUUCCUCAUUCUGGUUGGGAGCGAGAACCUAAUGAAGACUGUAAGCCACGCCAUAUUGAGUGGGAAUCGGUGCUCACCAACACUGCUGGCUGCCUUAGGAAUGUAAGCUCAGAGAGGAGUGAAGCUCGCCGGAAACUUCGGGAAUGUGAUGGUUUAGUUGAUGCCCUCAUUUUCAUUGUUCAGGCUGAGAUUGGGCAGAAGGAUUCAGACAGCAAGCUUGUAGAGAACUGUGUUUGCCUCCUUCGGAACUUAUCAUAUCAAGUUCACCGGGAGAUCCCACAGGCAGAGCGUUACCAAGAGGCAGCUCCCAAUGUUGCCAACAAUACUGGGCCACAUGCUGCCAGUUGCUUUGGGGCCAAGAAGGGCAAAGAUGAGUGGUUCACCAGAGGGAAAAAACCCAUAGAGGAUCCAGCAAACGAUACAGUGGAUUUCCCUAAAAGAACGAGUCCAGCUCGAGGCUAUGAGCUCUUAUUUCAGCCAGAGGUGGUUCGGAUAUACAUCUCACUUCUUAAGGAGAGCAAGACUCCUGCCAUCCUAGAAGCCUCAGCUGGAGCUAUCCAGAACUUGUGUGCUGGGCGCUGGACGUAUGGUCGAUACAUCCGCUCUGCUCUGCGUCAAGAGAAGGCUCUUUCUGCCAUAGCUGACCUCCUGACUAAUGAACAUGAACGGGUGGUGAAAGCUGCAUCUGGAGCACUGAGAAACCUGGCUGUGGAUGCUCGCAACAAAGAAUUAAUUGGUAAACAUGCUAUUCCUAACUUGGUAAAGAAUCUGCCAGGAGGACAGCAGAACUCCUCUUGGAAUUUCUCUGAGGACACUGUUGUCUCUAUUUUGAACACUAUCAAUGAGGUUAUUGCCGAGAACUUGGAGGCUGCCAAAAAGCUUCGAGAGACACAGGGCAUUGAGAAGCUGGUGUUGAUCAACAAAUCAGGGAACCGCUCAGAAAAAGAAGUUCGAGCAGCAGCACUUGUAUUACAGACAAUCUGGGGAUAUAAGGAACUGCGGAAGCCACUGGAAAAAGAAGGAUGGAAGAAAUCAGACUUUCAGGUGAAUCUAAACAAUGCUUCCCGAAGCCAGAGCAGUCAUUCAUACGAUGACAGUACUCUCCCUCUCAUUGACCGGAACCAAAAAUCAGAUAAGAAACCUGAUCGGGAAGAAAUUCAGAUGAGCAAUAUGGGAUCAAACACAAAAUCGCUAGAUAACAACUAUUCCACACCAAAUGAGAGAGGAGACCACAAUAGAACACUGGAUCGAUCAGGGGAUCUAGGCGACAUGGAGCCAUUGAAGGGAACAACACCCUUGAUGCAGGACGAGGGGCAGGAAUCUCUGGAGGAAGAGUUGGAUGUGUUGGUUUUGGAUGAUGAGGGGGGCCAAGUGUCUUACCCCUCCAUGGUAUGUCCUUCAGUCACCCCCAAGAUUGUCCUUGAGGAAGGAGGCUCCUGAGUGCCAGCAACUUGUCAAUCACGCUGAUCUGAUCAGGCCAGAGACUAACUAGUCUCAGCCACAUGGGGCUUGAGGGGUUCUGCUUUUAUGAUUAUUACCUCUUACGAGUCUGGGACAUGCAGCUGGUGAUCUGAUUCUCCAUUAUGUGCUGCUCUCCUUUCUCCAGAUUUGCUCAACUUUUUUUUUGGGGGUGGGGGGUCUCCUUAAUCCCAACCCAUUAACAUUCUCUCUUUCUCUUUUUUCUCCACAGCAGAAGAUUUAGCACCACUGUCUCCGUUCCAUCUGGGCUUAUAUGUACUUUUAUCUUUUGGUGGUGAAAUUGACUGAUGAUUUUCCUUUUUCUUCGCUGGACUAUUGUGCCAACUGCCAGGCUGCCUCCUGCCCUUACAGCCCUAAGUGGCUGCCUUCUUUCCAUCAACUCCCAACUUCUUCCGGUGAAGUUUAAUUGUCCCAACGCCUCCCCCUCCCCCAUUUCCUCCAUUUUUCUCCCAAGAAGCCUGAGUCAAUUAUUUGCAUAUUUUGAGAAACUGCUACAGAUUAGUUCUUUUUGCCAGUUUUCCCUGGAACUCCUGGCCUUUUGUGGAGGGAGGGAUGGAGAGAAUAGGAAUCUUCACUGGAAGCCGUGGGAAGAAUUGGAAGUUACAUGCUGUAUAUGCAAUGUCCAGCAGUCUGAUAAACUAAUGAUUCUUAAUCAAGAUUUUUUUCCUGGUGGGGAAGGGACUUUUAUUUUCUUUUAGAGAGGGGAAAGUGUGAGCUCUUCCCUUAUUCCUAAUGGCUAUUUUUGAAGCAAAGAAGGCUGGCAACAUUGGCACAUGCCACCUGGCAAAGGACCCUUGAGUAAGUGAAGGUCUCCUAGAAGUGGGAUUAAGAAACCUUGCCCUCCUCAUCUCCAAGGCAGGGACCAUCAAGAACCUACAGACUCCAUCUCUUCUGCAAGCCUCAUGCCAACCCUGGGCUAUUGCUGCUGCCCCUUAAACACAGGCUGUCCUUAACCCACCUCUCCUGCCCCGUGAUAUGUCUGCUGAGUUGGCCUGGCCAUUUCCAAGAGGCUGUAGAAAGGGGAGGAUGUCAAGGAAGACUUUUGGUUGAGAAGGAGCAGAAACAUGUGUUUUUGGGAAGAAGAAGACCUCUAGGAGGAGCUAGUAGGAAUGUACAUGAAGCAAUUAGUCUGAAACUGGCUUCCCCACUCCCCCGUUUCUCCUUUUCUUAUCCUUAUAGGCCUGUCCCUUGCCUCUGCCCUGGAUUUGUUGGCAAACUAAAGGACUUGAUGUACAUAACUCCUGUCCCUUUUACCCUUACAAGGUGGGGAUUGCCCCUGGCUUUGCCUCUUCUUUGUGCCUUUGGCCUGGGGUGCAUCUCCUCCCGCCCUUCCAUGUGCCUUUCUUUGCCUCUGCAGUCUCAUUUCUCAUAAUUUUGCAAAUUAUAUUUUGUUGCUUUCUUACCUACUAUUAGCCCUAAAUAGCAGAAAGAAGUGACCUAGAGAACCUCAGAUUCUUCAUUGAGGAUUGGUAUAGCCAUGAUUUCAGUCAUAGCAAGCUUUUGCUCAGCAGCAUAUGGGUGGGAUUUUGCAAAAAUCCUAUUCUGAUGAAUCUCAAAGUAAGGUUAGUAAGAGAAGUGAGUGGUGUGACUCUUACUCCUUAGGUGCCCAGAAUUUACCAUCAUCUCUGAAGGAAUUACAGGGAAGUGGUCUCCCCAAUUCUCUCCUCCCUCCAGUAUUGCCUCCUCUCACUUUAGCAUAUGUUAAUUAGCAGGUUGGGCUAGAGAAAUCAGCUGCUAUGCGGGUUGAUUAUUAUUAUUUUUAAUCCUUUUCCUUAUUUGCCUUCUACUCCCCUUAAUCUAAUCUAAAAGCUCUGUUCCAUGCAACUGGAGUUCUUUAUCCCUCUCUUCCCCUUCCCUUAUAUAUUGAGGCUAUGGGGUAGGAGAAAAGUGCACAACCCACCACCCCCUUUACUCGUGCAUUAAAAUUUCUUAUUUACCCUUUUCCCCCUUCCCAUUUCUUCCCACUUUCAUCUACCUUUCCUGGCAAAAAGGAGCCUUUUGUUCUCUCUGACCCUAAGAGCACACUGCACAGGGGAAAUUGCCCCAUCCAGACCUGGCUCCACUCUUGAUUUCUCUUGUCUUCUUCUGCUCUUUUCCUGGUGCUCUUUUUUCUCGGUGGGGUGUGGGUAAUAGAACAGCCAUGGGCUUUUGGGGACCUUUAACUUUUUUUUUUCCUCUUUUGUUUAUAAAAAACACUAAACAUUCAUUUCCAGAGAACCAAAAAUCCCACCUUCCCACCGAACACUACUAAGGGGCUUGUGUUCUGCUCCAUACCUUUUCUCCUUUCUUUCUGUCUUGUUAAUGCUUUUAAAAACAAAUGAGUUUUUUAUAUAAAUAAAGUUUUUAAAGUGUGUA
This is a messenger RNA of Symphalangus syndactylus (siamang), 5840 nucleotides long. RefSeq names its product catenin delta 1 (gene CTNND1). Gene Ontology annotation, molecular function: protein binding. Gene Ontology annotation, cellular component: cytoplasm; adherens junction; nucleus. The record is from RefSeq and is a predicted model, not a curated record. NCBI's taxonomy places the organism in Eukaryota, Metazoa, Chordata, Mammalia, Primates, Hylobatidae. Gene Ontology annotation, biological process: cell-cell adhesion.